This is a messenger RNA of Cyclocybe aegerita, 1197 nucleotides long. The record is from the annotation of a GenBank genome assembly. Lineage: Eukaryota; Fungi; Basidiomycota; Agaricomycetes; Agaricales; Hemipholiotaceae.
AUGCCAGACUUCUUCAAGGAACACAAGGACAAAGCCAACAUUCAAGCACAUUAUGCCAAUCUCCACAUUCUUGGUCCUUCCGCCCCCUCCAGCACAUCUCAGAUCAGUUCAAGAAAUGCCUUGGCUGAUGAAGAAUUAAUUUUGCAGUGGCUCUCCAAGUUGGAAGAGGAGCCUGACAAUGCUGACACUGAUGACAAGGACAGCUCUGACGCCGACUUGGAUUUAGAACCAUCUCCAUUUAAUUCGACAUCUUCCUCUUUGGUCACAGAUCGAGCUUUUUGCCAUGAAGAAAUGACUGUCUCGUCAAGCAUAGGCAUUGAGGAGCACAGCCUCCCAGGGUUUUCUCAUCAGGAUGGCAUCCCCAAGGUACCCACCUCUCCAACCAGGGUGAGGGAGAAGGCCCACUGGCACCACUCAUCCUUCAUCUCCUUCUCCUCUUGCCUCUUCAACCGCAUCUCCUCCCCAUUUGACGAGAACACCUCCAUGUUCUCCAGGAGCAGCAACGGCUCCUCCUCCUGGCACCACACCAAUGACCAUGCAUCAGUGGAAGAGGCCCAAGCCCCUGAGCCCUCUAUUCCGUCACCACCAGCCUAUCGACCCGUUCACACCUUCCACCUCCGCCUCCGCAUCGCCAUCCACCAAAUCACUCUUCAUCAACCUCUCCUCAUCAACCUCCUCUUCACGCCUUUCCCCUCCCGCCAACAAGCGCGAGUCCUUCCUCUCCCUCACCUCGACCAACUUGAACCGGUCCUCCCUCGUCCUCCCUUCAUCCCAUCCUCAACUUUCAUCCCCUCAUCCCUCCAGUCACCCUUAACCCGGAAACGCGAACGGCCCACCUUGAUCCAGACCAUGCCCCUCCCUUCGCGCAGCCAUGUGUCGUCAUUCUCCUUUCCUUACUCUGUCCCUAGCGGUGUUUCUCCUUGGAACGCCACCCACAUCAACCUUUCUUCCACACACGAAAAGGAUGCCAUCUUCACCAGGGAUAUGAAAGCCGACUUCUUCCUCACCCUCGAGGAGGAGCCAUCCUCCAUUACCUCUUCUGCCAUCGAUGUUUCUAUUUCUAAGACUGCGACUGUGAAGGGGCGGAGACCGUUCGACCUUGUCAGCGGGGUCAGUGGGUUCAUGGGCGAAGAGGGCGAAGAUGAGAGCUUGGACAAUGAAGAAAAUGGUGGAGGUUAUGGUGGGUAUGGUGCUUGA